Messenger RNA from Trichosurus vulpecula (common brushtail), 1960 nucleotides. It is a transcript of the gene CFAP91, whose product is annotated as cilia and flagella associated protein 91. The coding region runs from base 20 to 1960 and encodes 646 amino acids. The record is from RefSeq and is a predicted model, not a curated record. The transcript has 14 exons. NCBI's taxonomy places the organism in Eukaryota, Metazoa, Chordata, Mammalia, Diprotodontia, Phalangeridae.
GGCUGACACUUCUUUUAAGAUGCCUAAAGAAGAUGAAGAUCCUCAGGUUACUGGAAAGAAUCGCUAUAAAUAUUUUGAAUGGCCUUUCCUUCCAUUUUACAAGCAGAUGCCACUCAAUGUUAUUCUUGCAACACCAAAGCAAGAUGUAUACAGCUACGUUUCAGUCGCUAAAAAGCAGCCCAAAAUUGCUUUGGUGCAUACUCAAGGCACCCAGACAGAUUAUCGGGAUAGUGAAACUCAAACAGAUCCGUAUACACCAGAAUACAUAGUAUGCCAGGAUACCAUCCCUGAGAUCUUGACCCUGGCUACUCUCACUUGGGGUCGGGGACUUCCAGCAGGACUAGCUGAAGUAGAGAUGAUCGAACGUGCCAGAGAGAAACGUGCUUGGGAAGCCACCCUUCCGCCUCUGAGUAACGACGCAUUGUUCAAUAAAAGGAGGAAAAUGAUGAACGACAUGGAAAGGAAGGAGUGGGCCUUCAGAGAGCGUGAAAUUGAGAAACUGCAGGAACUUCAACUCGAGGUCCUCAAGCAGCUAUUGAAGAAGCGUGAAGAUGAUCAAAAUGAGGUGAACAUAAGGCGUUUAAAUGCCCAGUGGUCUGAACUUCAGGAAGAAAAGGAAGAGAAAUUGUUAAAAAUUAGACACACCCAUGUAUCAGCAAUCAGAAAAAUGAUGUUGAAGGGAAGAAAUGUAGAGGGGAAAUUUGAGAGAAGAAACAUCAUCAAUGAAUAUAAUGAUUUUGCAUCUGAAGUCUAUGGGCCUCUUUCUCGACUGGGUCGCUUUCCAGACAGUAAUUCGGAACGUUUUGUUGUAAAAAACCACUUUCUUAACACGUACGAGGGGCUACUUGAACUUGAGGCCUCCCUCCCAGAUUUUGUAACGCAGCCUCGGAUCAGAGCUCCAAAGCCCAAAGUGAUCACCACAAAGAGUAAAUUUCUUAAAAGGUCGGCUAGAAUGGAUCUUGAGCUAGCUGAGGUUCACCAGGCGCUGUUGGAUAAGAAGAGGAGAGUUCCUGAGCCAAAGAAAAAACCCUUCUUCCUUCAGAGGAGAGUAAUCCCACCACCUCGACUUCCAACACCAACUUUGGACAUGUGUUCUUCUGAAGAAGAGGAGAUUGAAAUGGCCGUGGUCUACUUACAAAAGUUACUUCGUGGCCGAGUCAUCCAGAACAUGAUGUAUGAAGGAAAAGAAAAGCGCUUAGAAUUGAUCAAUGAACUGCGGACCAGCCAUUGGCUUCAGGAAGAUGACAGACUGGUGAAGAAACUGGAGAAGCAAGUGACGCUGGCCCUGCAGCGGCAGCGCAACUUACAUGAGGAGAAGAUGGCAAUGAUUGAAGAUCACUUAGGUGGACUGGAAGGAAAGGUCUUAGCAGAUAUGUUUGACUUCCUCUCCAAAGAACUCAUCCGACUACAGGAGGAGAGGAGGAUCCACGCCUUUGCCAUGCUGGCGGAGAGGCAGCGUCGGAUUCGAGAAGCAGAGGAGAGUGGCCGUCGCCAGGUGGAGCAGAGGCGUCAGCGUGAAGAGGAUCAGAUAUUUAAGGAGGUGAUUAAAAUUCACCAGAGUACCGUUACCUCCUAUCUGGAAGACAUCAUACUAAAUACUGAGGAAAGCACAGCAGAAGAACAAGCCCGAGAAGAAAUUCAGAAGAUGGCUGAGGAAAUCAAUGACCUUGCCUAUGAAAUAGAAAAUCGUCGAACUCACCUUCAGUCAGAAGAGAUUGUUGCGGAGUUGGUUUAUAGUUUCCUGAUUCCAGAAGUGCAGAAAAGAUUUGUGAAGGAGAAAGUGAGGAAUUUACAAAGGAAGCACAUUCUUGCAGCUCAUCAGAUCAUCCAUGAAGGUACUGAAAAAGUCAUCAUCCAGUCUCAAACCGAGGCAGCCAUGCCUCACAGAGAGAGACCGGUCACGGAGAUUGACAAGAUGUUCGCCAGACUAAAAGUCAAAAAAGACAAAAAGUCAGAUUGA